AUCGCAAUCUUAGGGUCAGCAAGCCGAUGCAUGACCCCCAACCUAGUGUAGAGCAGCACUUCCUCUCUUCUGCCUUCAGACUUGAUCCCCUGUAUCUUUCUUUCUUCCUUUCUUUUCCCUGUGAUCGAUCAUCCACACAAAAGGGAAUUAAUCCUCCUGUGUAAGCUUGAGCUGCAUUCAGUGUGGCUCCUGCUGAUUCGAUCUACUCCUGUAAAAAGGAAAAAGGUCCUGCUUUUGCAUGGUACAGGUUUUCAUUAACCUGCUUCGCUAGCGCUGAAUACAUGUCCGUGUGAAGAGCGUGUGCUUGCUGUCAUUCCUUCUCCAGCCAAAGCAGGCGCGUGAUCCAUCUCGCGCCAUGGGCAUCACCCGGGCGCACAUCGUGAAGGCCGACUCCCAGGAAGACAAGCUGGGCGACUACGUGGGCGCGAAGCCCAGACCACGCCCAUCCACCACCACCAAGCACUCCUCCCGCGUGGUGGCAGCCCUGACAUGCCUCCAGCUGGGCUUCGCCAUCUACGCCACGUUCCUCCUCUACUACAUGAGCCCGGCCGCCGUGGACGACCUCCGGCCCGGCAACCCCGCCGACUUCUCCUGGGCCACCCGCAUCGCGCAGCGCUGGAAGCACAUCAUGGUUGUCAGCUCCGACAACGACCCCGCCUCAUUAACCCCUCUCGAGGCCUGCGAGCACGAGAGCAUCGAGUUCGAGCAGAAGAAGUCCACGGACAAGCUCAUGAUCCGCCUCAAGCGUGAGCUCUACGACGACGUGCUCGCCUUCCAGCGCCGCGCCUUCUCCCCCGAGACUCUCCCGGAGCUCCUCCGCAUGCGCUCCCGCUGGAGCUCGGCAGCUGCUGCUUCCAAGCCAAGGGUGACCGUGAUCUUGAACCAUUUCAAGCGGCGAACACUGUGCGCGCAGCUCGACACGCUCCGGGCGCAGACGCUGCCGUUCCACCGCGUCUGGGUGCUGGCCUUCGGCAGCCCCAACGAGCCCGCGCUACGCCGCAUCGUGGGCUCCUACAACGACUCCAGAAUCAGCUUCGUCUCCUCCGGGUACGACUUCAAGUACUACGGCCGGUUCCAGAUGGCGCUGCAGGCGGAGUCCGACUUCACGUACAUCCUCGACGACGACAUGAUCCCGGGGACACGGAUGCUGGAGAUCCUCUGCCACGUGGCCGGCACCGACAAGUACCGCAACGCCGUGCUGGGGAGCAUCGGCAGGAUCCUGCCGUUCAGGCAGGGCAAGGACUUCACGUUCCCGAGUUACCGAAAGUUCCGGUCCAAGGAGGCCGGGCUGUACCUCCCGGACCCGGCCUACGACAUCGCCGUGGACCGGAUCGUCCAGGUGGACUUCCUCUCCAGCUCAUGGUUCCUCCCCACGGAGCUCGUCAAGACGCUCUUCGUCGAGACGCCGUUUACCUUCGCCACGGGGGAGGAUCUUCACCUGAGCUACCAGCUGCAGAAGUACAUGGGCGCCGGCUCCUUCGUGCUCCCCGUGGACGCCAACGACAAGGCCACGUGGGGCGACAGCGAGCACCGGCUGGCCUACGUGUCGGAGACCACGGUGAUCUUCAAGGACAUCGUCCAGGUCAGGGACGAGCAGUGGUGGCGCGCGCUGACGUCGGGCUACGUCACGCAGUGGGCCGCCAUGCACCCGCAGAAGGUGGACGCGCUCUUCUUCGCGCACUCGCUGGGCGAGGUCAGGGCCGUCGCGCCGCUGCUGGAGAAGUUCCGGGCCACGGCGGGCCGGAAGGCGUAUCUAGUGGUGUCCGGUGGGCCGCACUGCCCCUGCGAGGAGGCCGCGGCCGUGCUCAAGUGGCCCAAGGUGGUGUGCAAGGAGAGGCGGUUCAAGGUGUUCGACCUGGGCCUCGGGGCCUUAUCCGGCCCGUCCAGGUCCGAGGUUCCCGUGCUGCAGGCGGUCUACUCCAGCAUGCGCGGCCUCGUCCGGAUGCACAACCCCAGCGUGGUGAUCGCCGUCGCCGACAUCGAUGGCAGUGUCAAGGACGCGCUCCGCAUGGCAGCCGAUGCCACCGUCAACCGCACCGCGCUCGUCCUCCUCCCCAGGAACACCAUCCCCAAGGUGCUCUGGAUGGCCACCCUCCCACCCGCCUCCCUCACAAACUGGAACAAGAUGCGGGUGUCGGUGAACAUCAUCACGCAGACGAGGGCAGGGUCACUGAAGCGGCUGCUGAGCUCACUCGAGACCGCCUACUACGUGGGCGACGAGGUGCCCAUCAGCUUCAACAUGGACAGCCGCGUCGACGCCUCCACCCUAAACGUGGUGCACGCCUUCGACUGGCCACACGGCCCGAAAACGCUCCGCCGUCGGAUCAUCCAGGGCGGGCUGAUCCGGGCCGUGAGCGAGAGCUGGUACCCGGCAAACGACGACGACUACGGGCUCCUCCUGGAAGACGACAUCGAGGUGUCCCCAUACUACUACCUCUGGAUCAAAUACGCGCUCCUCGCCUACCACUACGACCCCUCAAUCUCCCUCCCGGAGCUCUCCUCCAUCUCCCUCUACACGCCCCGGCUCGUGGAGGUCACCAAGGAGCGGCCACGGUGGAACGCGACCCAGUUCUUCCACAGGACGCCCAACACUCCCUACCUUCACCAGCUCCCCUGCAGCUGGGGCGCCGUCUUCUUCCCCAAGCACUGGCGCGAGUUCUACGCCUACAUGGCGGCGCGCUUCACGGAGGACGCCAAGACGAACCCGGUCCAGAUCCCGAGGUCGCGCACCAACGGAUGGCAGGCGUCCUGGAAGAAGUUCCUCAUCGACAUGAUGUACCUCAGAGGGUACGUCAGCCUCUACCCGAAUUUCCCCAACCAGACCAGCUUCUCCACGAAUCACAUGGAGCCAGGGGCGCAUAUCAGUGCCAAGGAUAAUAAGCUCAAGCAUGACAAGGGAGAUUUCGAGGUGCCGCUUAUCGCCGACGACUUUGCGGCGCUGCUGCCCGGAGGCAAGAUGCCCCCGGCGUCCAAGCUGCCCGUGCUUAACCUUUUCAACCAGGCCGUGUCUAUCAAGGGGCUCAAGAGCGCCGGUGGAAAGCUCCGGCAGGAUGUCAUCAGCUGCGUCGCUACGCAGCUCGUCUCCGUCGACCACGUCACCGGAUUGCCCAAUAACUGCACCGCUUUCUGAGUUUUUAGUGCUCUCGCAUUGAUCGAUAUUGCAUUUUGCAGAAGCUACGGGCUGCGUCACACAAUUUGAUCCCCAUAUGUCGUUCGUUUUCUUUUUCAUUCCAUCAGGACAUGAUACAUAAAUUCUUUACAUCGUGCGCUCUGCAAUGUACCUGUAUUUAGCUUUGAUUUUUCCAUGUUAAUUCUGGAUUUAUAAAGAUGUAGCCAAAAGUGGCUUGCGUUCAAUGUCUCCUUCUAUACAUUUUUGUUUUCGUAA
Messenger RNA from Brachypodium distachyon (stiff brome), 3385 nucleotides. RefSeq lists its product as uncharacterized. Lineage: Eukaryota; Viridiplantae; Streptophyta; Magnoliopsida; Poales; Poaceae. Bases 356 to 3130 code for a protein of 924 amino acids. The transcript has 3 exons. The record is from RefSeq and is a predicted model, not a curated record.